Molecule: messenger RNA, 1937 nt
Organism: Octopus sinensis (East Asian common octopus)
Lineage: Eukaryota; Metazoa; Mollusca; Cephalopoda; Octopoda; Octopodidae
Exons: 10
Coding region: 320-1570 (416 amino acids)
Source: RefSeq, a predicted model, not a curated record
CGACGACGACGAUGAAGUGAUUGAAAGCAGAUGAUGCGAUGAAUUAUUGCACCAAAAGAAAAAUGGUAACAAAGUUGAAUCGAAAAGCAGUAACAUUAAUAGAAGAAUGAACGUACUCGGCGUGUGUUUAUAAAGGGUGUUUUGUAGGGUACCACUUGAAAGAGAACGGAGCGAAAGUGAAGGUUGCAGGAGCGAACUGGGAUUUUCAUUUCGGAAACAAACACACCCUUCGUCUUAAUGACUCCGAAGAAGCUAUAUGACGUUGCACAAGCCCCCAUAUCUGAGUGCACUGCUUCUCAUAGCAGAAACAUGUAAAUAAAUGGAGUGUUGGGAUAUGUGUUUGAAUCUCAAUUACAACAGGAACCUUUGGGGUUACAUUUGUGACUCCGACAUCGAUUGUGAACUCGGAUGUAAGAUGGUCUGCAAUUUCAAACUUGAUUCCAAAAGUAAUCGAAAGCGAACGGGGCGAUUCUUGGACCUACCUAACGUGAAGGAUUACGGUAGAAAUGUACUCAUCAAAUGGAAAAAACCAAAGAAAAUUAGUGGACAAGCACCGGAUACUUUUGGUCACUUAGUUUAUAUUUUACUUAGUCGGAAACGACAUCAACAGAGUGGAUGGAAAACAUUUCAGCAGACUGCAAGUUUAACAACUUCGAUUGAUUCUGAAAGACUCCCCUCCGUUCCCAUAUAUGGACUACUUGCUGUCAACGCGGAUGGUGUUGUUGCCGAGGUGAGGUUCCCAUCCAAGUACCAGCCACGGGUCGGUGAAUUGGUGAUGGGACCAGUCCAACAGGGAUAUUCCCCUGAUUUUGCAAACAUACAAGUGAAACACAAAAUCAUACAACACGACCAAGUUUUAACCAUUCAGCUGCAACUUUAUAUUUCAAACACAUCGACCAGCAAAGCGUCCGAAUACUGUGUCCACUGGUUCCUUAAUAGCUGUGAUGCCUAUCCAGACCUUGAGUUAUGUGAUAUUCCACCGGAUCACUAUGGACCAAAACCGUUCCUGACCAAUGCGAAAACGCCGGAACUUAAUUUGACCAAUAUCAAGUAUAACUCCCAUUAUACCAUCCGAGUUGAGUGGAAUGCGAAACCGGCCAGAGACAUUGACAUUACCACACCAAAAUGCCUGACACCUGACGAGACCAUUACGUACUGCGAGCAUCGAAUCUUGCCACUGCCACCAAUAGGUGAGAUCCAGUGGUUUCUGAACAAUGCUUCGCUAACUUAUAACAUUAGCAUAGAAAAAGUAAUGGCGAACAUCUCCUGGGUAGCACCGUUUAAUAAGCUUAAUGUGAAAUACAGCGUUUCUUGGCAGGGACCUGAAGUGAGUGAGACAAUCGAUCGGAUUGUUGUAGGCAAACUUGUUACCUCACUAAAUUAUGUCGUUCUAAAACUGGAUAUUGGCCUCGUCUAUAAAAUACGGGUAAAAGCCAUCUGUUGCACAGAUCAAAGCAGCAAUGAAACACUGGACAGUGAAUUUAUGUAUCUCAACCUUACACGAGGUACCUACGCAUCCGAAGAAGAAUUGAAUGGGGUUAAAUCACCGGAUGAUAGCAUAGAAAGAUGACUUUCAUUUGUAGACUUAGGGAUAAGCAGACAGUUGAUCGAAAGCAAUUUAUCGAAAGCAGUUGACCAGCAUAACAAUAGACGGAAGUAACAGUUGCUCGAAUCAACAAUUAACAGAAUUAUAGAAAAUAUUAAAAUGUUUUAAUAAAGCUAUAUUGUCUCUCGUUUCAUUAAAAUAAUUUCUUUCUUUUGGAAUAUAUAACCAGUUGAAGUUUACAUGUGUGCGUGUGUCUGUCUGUCAUAUGUUUACAGUCUAAAAACCAAUGUUGUUGACUUGUAGGCAUGAACAUCACACACACACAAGUACGUACACUCACACACGUAUGUCUGUGUGUAUGCAGUUGGCAAUAACGUAAGAUGAUAUGUUG